Messenger RNA from Nematolebias whitei (Rio pearlfish), 1269 nucleotides. RefSeq names its product prenylcysteine oxidase-like. Gene Ontology annotation, molecular function: prenylcysteine oxidase activity. Bases 1 to 1269 code for a protein of 422 amino acids. The transcript is spliced from 6 exons. Gene Ontology annotation, biological process: prenylcysteine catabolic process; prenylated protein catabolic process. NCBI's taxonomy places the organism in Eukaryota, Metazoa, Chordata, Actinopteri, Cyprinodontiformes, Rivulidae. The record is from RefSeq and is a predicted model, not a curated record.
AUGAGUGGCUUCCAGCUCUCCCUUUUGGCCGUCGUGCUAACUGUCUGGUCGGCUGUUGGAGACCAGGAGGCAUCCCCUCCUGUCGAUGGAGCUCCGCCUUCAAAAAUAGCGGUGGUCGGAGCGGGAAUAGGCGGCAGCGCUACGGCCCAUUUCUUGCAACAACACUUUGGCCCAGAGGUGCAGGUGGACGUGUUUGAGAAGGAUGAAGUUGGAGGCCGACUCGCCACCGUAACUGUCAAUCACAACGACUACGAGUCUGGAGGCUCCAUCAUUCACUCCCUUAACCUCCACAUGCAGGAGUUUGUCAAACAGUUAGGCCUGAGGCAUCGCCGUAACGUGCCAGGAAAGACAGCAGUUUUUAACGGAGAGGAUGUGAUUUUGGAGGAGACGGAUUGGUACCUGUUAGACCUGUUCCGUCUGUGGUGGCGCUACGGGAUCAGCUUCAUACGCCUGCAGAUGUGGGUGGAGGAGAUUAUGGAGAAAUUUAUGAGGAUCUAUAAGUAUCAAGCCCACGGCUACGCAUUCAGCUCCGUGGAGGAGCUGCUGAACUCUCUGGGAGGCAGUGGCUUCAUCAACAUGACCAGGAGGCCGCUGUCCGAUUCGUUGCUGGAGCUGGGGGUGUCGCAGCGCUUCAUUGACGAAGUCAUCGCGCCCAUUAUGAGGGUCAACUAUGGGCAGAAUGUCAGCAUCCCCGCUUUUGUAGGUGCUGUUUCUUUAGCUGGUGCCCAGAACAACCUGUGGGCAGUGGAAGGAGGCAACAAGCUCAUGUGUUCUGGUCUACUGAGGAUGGCCAACGCUAACCUGCUGAAGGCACGGGUCCAGUCCAUCUCCCCCAUCCACUCAGGCGAGGCGCUGCAGUACCAGCUGAACUUCACCACAGCAGCAGGAGCAGGAUCAGAGCUGUACGACAUCGUAGUGUUGGCAACUCCGCUCCAGGACGGUCUUGGUUCUGGACUCGAGUUUCUAAAUUUCACGCCUCCCUUCGAUCUGAUGCCCGGCAGCUACCACAGCACCGUAGCAACGAUCGUCCAUGGUUACCUCAACACCUCUUUCUUUGGUUUCGCCGACCCCCGCCUGUUUCCGUUCGCCAGUGUCCUGACGACCGAGACGCCCACUCUGUUCUUCAACAGCGUGGCCAGCGCUUGUCCUGUCAACAUCUCUGCAGGGUUCCGGCGCAAGCAGCCACAAGAGGCUGGAGUCUACAAGGUGUUUUCAUCCCAGCCGCUGGACAAGUCUGAGCUGAAAACACUCUUCAGGUCAGUCAAGUAA